This is a messenger RNA of Apis mellifera (honey bee), 444 nucleotides long. RefSeq names its product nucleolar protein 58-like. The coding region runs from base 81 to 434 and encodes 117 amino acids. Lineage: Eukaryota; Metazoa; Arthropoda; Insecta; Hymenoptera; Apidae. The transcript has a single exon. The record is from RefSeq and is a predicted model, not a curated record.
AAUACUAUAUAUAUAACUAAAAAAAGAAGAAUAAAAAAUAAGAGAAAAAUUUAAGAUUAAUUAUAAAAAUAUAAAAUCAAAUGAUGAGUGAUAUAAUUGCAUCAGAAUUUACGAACACGCACAACGCCAUCGAUUCGAAAAUUAUGGGUUUCUUAAAUCCAAUUAUGCACCAUCAUGAUUUAUUACAAAGUUACGUGCGAGCGCUCGCGGAAAAUAUUUCAAAUUCAAAACAGUCUGAGGAGGAAUCGGAUUCAAAUUUUAGUAAAAUCUCAUCUUCUUUAGAAUUUUAUCCCAAUACUGAGUCUACCGAUAAUAAACAGAAUUAUAUUAAUAAUGACAAAAAGAAGAAAAAGGAUAAGAAACAACAAAAGGAAAAUAAGUCUAAUAAAUUGUCAAUUGAAUCAGAAAUGAAUAUUCAAAAAAAAAAGAAAUGAUAUCGACAGA